GGAAUCUCGCCGACCGCGUAUGUCGGUCCGACUCGCUAGUCAAAGCAGCAAAAGUAACCCUCAAGCGUUCCGACGCGACACAGGAAAAUCGUCGACCGUGAUUGCCGCCGAGACUUUUUUACAGUUCAUCGAGAGAUAACAAUAGAACGCCGGACUAGCGCAUUUGUGAAGGCGAUGCUUUAGCCCCGGCGUAGCUCCUCCAUGCGCGCGGCUAGGUUGCCGCGUGUCUCCGUCAGACGCUCGCCAUCUUCACUACCCAAUUCGCAUCCGGACCUCCAUUCCCGUCCGCCGCCUUCGCUGGGGACUUCCCCGGGCGGCACUUCGAGAUCGAGCGAGGCGGUCUCGCCCACGGUCAAUCUCAGCCGGGAGUACACGCUCGCUCUCCAGACCAGUUCCUAUAACGAGGUUCGCUCCACGAUUUACGUCCUCGAGUGCAGUCCGGGCGAGCAGGAGCUGCAUUUUCAAGGGCGGGAUGGUAGCGAGUCGACCCAGGAGCGGGUGCUGCAUCGCGUUCUGCAACCGAAUAGGGAAUCCGUGGGGGAGGCGCUCGGGCAGGCCAAGGACAAUGCGCUUACCCGAUUAGUCUCUUCAUACUUCGACCACAGCGAGAACACGUCCGUCCUCUGCCUUCUGCUUUACCAAAGCGUGCGCCGCGCCCGCUUCAUGUACUCUCCUCUUGUCGAGCUCCUCGAAGUGCUUCCUCUUGAUGCGGAUUCUUUUACCCAAUCACAGUGCAAUAGGGUUUAUGAAGUCUUUGUCCAAUUCGAUCGCCAUGACAACCCCUUCCCUUCCCCUGACUCCCAUAACUUCAGCGAAAUGCGUAGCUGCUUUUCGGAGCUAAAGCAACAGCUGGACCAUAGACUACAGAAGUCCAAAUCAAGAGUUAAAUUUGUUCGCCAUGCCAUCACAGGGUCUGCGAUUUGUCUCUGCGGCACUGUGGUUGCUGCUGUUGUAUCUGUCAUUGGUGUCACGGCCCAUGCACUCAUUGCAUUUGUUAGUGCUCCAUGCUUGAUGGCAUAUCUUCCACAGGACAAGUUCUCAAAGAAAGAGCUCGCCCAUGCUGCUCAACUUGAUGCUGCUGCCAAGGGUACUUAUGUUCUCAACAAUGACUUGGACACUAUUGAUCGUCUUGUCGACCGUUUGUAUGCCGCUGUAGAGGAUGACAAACUAUUGAUCCGGAUUGGAUUGGAGAGAGGCACGGAUAACAAUCCCAUACUAGAGGUCGUGAAACAUCUCCGCAAGAACAACGCCAAGUUCCUUGUUGAACUAAAGGAACUCGAGGAUCACAUAUACCUAUGCUUCAACAUGAUCAACAGGGCUAGAAAACUUCUCCUUGAAGAGAUUACCUUCCAUAGUUCUAUUGCUUCCUGACCAUUUACUUACAUGAUAUGAGCAAGGACUAAUUGGAUUGUACAUUUGUACUGAUUUAAUUGGGCGAAGUCUCUGCCUGCUGACAGCUGGUAGUCGUGAAUGAUACAAAAGUAAUAACGGGAUGUCAAAGUAUUGUUUAUGUAUUUACACCUCCAUAUGUGCCAAAUUUUUAUUACUUGGUGAUUGGAGGUGUUUCUUAGCUAUUACUGGAGCAAGGAAUACUCAGCUUUAUCUUGAGUUGUAUAUAUUGCUGAUAAUUUAGAUGUUGAUUACAGCUUGGUGGGACUGCUAUUGGCCACUGUUGUUGUAUUAUAAUCAUGUUUUAGUCG
Molecule: messenger RNA, 1700 nt
Organism: Eucalyptus grandis
Lineage: Eukaryota; Viridiplantae; Streptophyta; Magnoliopsida; Myrtales; Myrtaceae
Product: UPF0496 protein At3g19330-like
Exons: 2
Coding region: 202-1371 (389 amino acids)
Source: RefSeq, a predicted model, not a curated record